CUGCCGAACACAGAGAACCAGAGACCCAGCAACAAUUCAAACUAGAAAGCGACAUUCAAGCCGUCCAAAGUGUUUUCUACGUAUACACCCAAUUUUUGGAGCGUGAAGAAAUUCAUACGGGUUUGGAACAACAUGAAGGAGGAGAAGACGCAGCGGCUGGUCAGAUGUUAUUCUGAGGCUAUGCACCAGCAGAUGGACACAGGGACACAGACAGACCCAGUGGUGGUCCUGUCUCUGGCCCAAGCUGCUGUGUUAGGACUCAUCUCCCAGAACGACGUCUUUGGUGCCACCAUCGCCCCUAACGGCUUCUACACUGGAGACCCGAAAGAGUCCCCAGCUCCACCAGGUGAAAGAAUGGACUACGAGUAUGCUGACCAGCUAAUAGGCACCAAUGGCGACUACCUUGGGGAAAAUUUGUGUGAGGAUGGGCACAUGCACUCCUGCUGUGCCGAGAGAAGGUGGCAGGGGCCAUCAGAGAACAUUAAACCCCCUGUUAGGCAACAAGAAUCACAUAUUAAGGGAGAGUCUGUGACCCAAGGUUUGCCUUCUUGCAAUCACAUGAUGAACAGCAUGGUGUCUAGAGAAGGAAUGCAGAUGGUGGACCCCUCCAGCUACAGGGUCGCCCCCAAACGCCACCCCAACAACUGCUGCUCCACCUGCGUCCGAGACCACAAGUGUACACACACUCCACCCGAUCCACAUUUACACCCUCACCACCAUGCCCACACACAUGCACCUCAUGAGGUGCCUUUACGCAACAGGGUUCACUCACAAGAAAAAGGAAUAGAUGAAGUUGCAGAGAAUGGGGUCAAUGGAAGAAAUGGCAUGGUGAAAACUGGAAGUGGUGGCGAGGAAAUAAGCAGCUACUUUCAAGCCAGUGAGGUGGGCUACGAGGGCGGGGAGAUGGAAGGGGUUGGGGACUUUGAGGAAAAUAAUGAGGGGAUGUUCUGGGGGGAGACUGUGGAGGGGGAGGCACCUCGUGGCCGCCGUAUAGACCGACUGGACAUCAACAUCCAGAUAAACGAGUCAUACUGCGUGGACGUUGGUGAGGGCCUAAAGCGCUGGAAGUGCCGCAUGUGUGAGAAGUCAUACACCUCCAAGUACAAUCUGGUCACGCACAUAUUGGGCCACAAUGGCAUCAAGCCACACGCAUGCCCACACUGCGGCAAACUCUUCAAACAGCCCAGUCACCUACAGACACACUUGCUGACACACCAGGGCACGCGGCCACACAAGUGCACUGUGUGCAAGAAGGGCUUCACCCAAACCAGCCACUUGAAGCGCCACAUGUUGCAGCACACCGACGUUAAGCCCUACAGUUGCCGCUUUUGUCGUCGUGGUUUUGCCUAUCCCAGUGAACUCCGUGCUCAUGAAGUUAAGCAUGAACGAGGCCGAUGCCAUGUCUGUUCACAGUGCAGCAUGGAGUUUCCCACCUAUGCCCACCUGAAGCGUCAUCAGGUGAGCCACCAAGGGCCUUCCACCUUCCAGUGUAACCAAUGCAACAAGUCUUUCGCCUACCGCAGCCAGCUGCAAAACCACAUGUUGAAGCACCAAACGCAGCGCUCCUUCUCCUGCAGUCACUGUGGCCUGCAGUUCCUUCAGCUGCAUCAGCUACGCCAGCACUCCCUCACUCACAAGACAAACAAGCCUCAGGCCCGUGCUACAAAGGGAACAAAGGGGUUUAAAUGUGAUGUAUGUUCACGAGAAUUUACAUUGUCUGCAAACCUGAAGAGGCAUAUGUUAAUUCACGCCAGUGUCCGACCCUUCCAGUGUCACGUGUGCUUCAAAUCUUUUGUCCAGAAACAGACCCUCAAAACUCACAUGAUUGUACACCUGCCUGUGAAGCCAUUCAAGUGCAAAGUAUGUGGAAAGUCAUUUAACCGAAUGUACAACCUCCUGGGACACAUGCAUCUCCAUGCUGGCAGUAAACCCUUCAAGUGUGCAUAUUGCUCCAGUAAAUUUAAUCUUAAGGGAAAUCUCAGCAGACACAUGAAAGUUAAACAUGGAAUGGAUGUCUCUCCAGAAGGACAAGAUGCUCCACCUGACAUGGAGUCCCAUGAGGACUUUGAGGAGGAUAACUUCAAUUUUGCAGCGCCACAGAAUAUGGAAAAUAAUGAUGCACCAAACCUAACUAAGCUCUCUGAAGUGGCCAUCCAGGAGCUUGACUAUUACAACUUUGGGAAGGAUGUGGGAAGCUACAAUACAGCAUAAACACUAUCUCAAUUAAAGACAAGCUGAAUGAGUAAAGUAACAAAUGGCCUGAGCUGGCACUUCUCAACCAUGAGUUGUUCCUCCAUGAGAACCACUGCUUGCCUUUUUGAAUUGCUGAAGAGCAGGUAGUUGGAGGCAAUAUUUACCUCCUGGGGUUGAUGCCAUGGAGUAGGUACUCUGCUUCUAUAGUUUGCUGUUGACUCGUUUAAGUUCUAACAAACAUCAACUCUCUAUUAUUAGUAUGUUGUGGAUUAUAUGGUUACAUUAAUAACUGAAACAUUAGUGUCAUGAAACCAUACUGAAUUGCAGAUGUGUACAAAUGCUAUCUUGUGCAAAGUAUUCCACAGUCCUCAAAAUUAAAUUUUGGUUGGUAAUAUCAGAUAAACAGGUGCAUGCAGUUGUGUGGCCUUUAUCGGUUCGGUACCUCUGAGCAGUAUAUUAAAUAGUAAUUUCAAGUUACUCAAUCUUUUAGGCAAUGAGUAACUGAAAGUGAAUGCAAUAUACACACCGAUCAGCCACAACAUUAAAACCACCUGCCUAUUAUUGUGUAGGUCCCCAUCGUGCCAUACUAUUCUCACCACAAUUGUACAGAGCGGUUAUCUGAAUUACUGAAGACUUUGUCAUUUUGAACCAGUCUGGCCAUUCAGUUGUGUGUGAAAAUCCCAGGAGAUCAGCAGUUACAGCAAUACUCAAAGCAACCCGUCUGGCAUCAACAAUCAUCCAUGCUAUUAUCUAAUCAGCCAAUCAUGUGGCAACAGUGCAGUGCAUAACAUCAUGUAGAUACAGGUCAGGAGAUUCAGUUAAUGUUCACAUCAACAAUCAGAAUGGGGAAAAAAAUUAUCUCUCAAAUGAUUUGAACUGUGGCAUGAUUGUUGGUGUUACGAGGGGGACCCAAACAAAAAAUUAAGAUGGUGGUUUUAAUGUUGUGGCUUAUUGUGUAUAUUGCCCUCACUUUCAGUUACUCAUAGAAACACGCAGAAAAAAAAAACAGGCUCAUAAAUGUUUUGCUUGAGGAGGAAAGUCGAGUAAAAUGGUUGGAUUUCUGCCUGUAUGUAUGUGUGUGUAUGUAAAAAAGGAAAAAAGUGUUUGUCUGGGCCCCAUGUUCCAAAGCUACUGCUCUUUUCUGGUACAGGACCAUAUGCUGCCCGUUCCUGAGCACAACUACCAUUGCAGAACAAAAAAAAAAGUAACUUCAUCAAACAUUUGGAGAAUUACUUUGUAUUGACUUCCUAUUUAUUUUGCACUUUGAAAAAUAUUUUACUUAUGAGCCUUUUUCAUCACUGACUGUUUAAGUGUAAUUUUAUCUUCAAGGAGAUAACAAGCCUGUAUUACAUUCAUAAAAGCUGUUUCUCUAGGCAACUUUGCCAACUCUGUAGAUUCUUUAAUAAACUCGGGUUUUGAAGUUUAAA
Molecule: messenger RNA, 3620 nt
Organism: Xyrauchen texanus (razorback sucker)
Lineage: Eukaryota; Metazoa; Chordata; Actinopteri; Cypriniformes; Catostomidae
Gene: znf710b
Product: zinc finger protein 710b
Exons: 6
Coding region: 133-2211 (692 amino acids)
Biological process (GO): regulation of transcription by RNA polymerase II
Cellular component (GO): chromosome
Molecular function (GO): RNA polymerase II cis-regulatory region sequence-specific DNA binding; DNA-binding transcription factor activity, RNA polymerase II-specific; chromatin insulator sequence binding
Source: RefSeq, a predicted model, not a curated record